AUGGCAGAUCACCUUUGUGUACUGAUUCACGGUCUAUGGGGCAACCCAGCGCACCUUGAUUAUAUUGUGUCCUCUCUUCGAGAAAAGUACGACGAACCGUCAUUACAAAUAUUGUGUCCAAAGAGCAACGCAGGAACUCUCACAUAUGACGGCAUUGAGCUUGGCGGAGAGCGGGUAGCACAUGAGGUGGAAGAAGCAAUUAAGAGCUCUGCCGAGCAGGGACACAAGAUUCGCAGGUUGAGUGUGGUAGGUUAUUCAUUGGGUGGGUUGAUUGCUCGAUAUGCUAUCGGCCUACUCUAUGCCAAGGGGUAUUUUACAGACAUUGAGCCCGUCAACUUUACGACCUUUGCUUCACCACAUGUCGGUGUGAGAAGCCCUAGGAGAACAAGCCAUUUCUGGAAUGUCCUCGGUGCCAGAUGCGUUUCGACCUCAGGCCGACAGCUUUUUAUGAUUGAUUCAUUUCGUGACACUGGAAAACCACUCCUUAGUAUUCUUGCUACCCCCGGAAGCAUAUUUAUGCUGGCACUUGCGAAAUUCAGGCAUCGGACCCUAUAUGCCAACGCUGUUAACGACCUAAGUGCGGUUUAUUACACAACCGCAAUAUCUAAGACAGAUCCCUUCACACAGGUAGAUGAUCUCUCGAUAAGCUUUGUCGAUGGCUAUGCACCGAUAGUCAUUGACCCCGAUCGACCAAUACUUCUCAGAGCAAAAUCCCAGUCCCUUCUUGGUCGAUUAAUUUCCUAUGCCUAUUCUACGAUAUCAGUACUCUCGUUUCGAUUAUUUAUAUUCAUCAUUGUCGGUUUUGUUUCUGUGAUAUUCUUAGCAAACGCAGUUUACCAGACCAUCCUGAGUGAGAAACGCAUCCGCCUGCAUGAACAAGGUAGAUCCGGGGUAGUUUACAAUGCCUACAGGGUCCCACUACUUAUGAGGGGAUUCCGGAACGCUGCUGAGGAUAUGUACGAAACCGUGAAUGCUGCACAAAAACCGGAGUAUAUCUCAGGAUCAACCCCACACCCUAAUGAGAGACCCCCAACACUUACACAAUCACAUCCCGCCGCUGCUGUAUACCCUCUAACGGAGCCUGUUCGAAUCACGGAUAAUGUCGCCACUCAUGAGCCCAGGAAAGCUACAUUUCCUACUCUUGCUCUAACUGCUGCUCAAUUUCAAAUUAUUGAUAAUCUUGACUCGGUUGGGUUCCGCAAAUACCCGGUAUAUAUCCAUGAAGUUCGGCAUAGUCAUGCAGCUAUCAUUGUCAGGUCACCUAGGGAAUCAUUCAAAGAAGGGAAGAUCGUUGUGAGGCACUGGCUGGAAGAAGAAUUCCGUAUCUGA
This is a messenger RNA of Microsporum canis CBS 113480, 1329 nucleotides long. Its product is annotated as lipid particle protein. Gene Ontology annotation, molecular function: monoacylglycerol lipase activity. The record is from RefSeq and is a predicted model, not a curated record. Lineage: Eukaryota; Fungi; Ascomycota; Eurotiomycetes; Onygenales; Arthrodermataceae. The coding region runs from base 1 to 1329 and encodes 442 amino acids. The transcript has 2 exons.